Messenger RNA from Clunio marinus, 282 nucleotides. The record is from the annotation of a GenBank genome assembly. NCBI's taxonomy places the organism in Eukaryota, Metazoa, Arthropoda, Insecta, Diptera, Chironomidae.
AUGAAUGUCAAUGGUCACCUGGUGAAAACGAAGGCAAGCACAAAGGAGAGACUGGUGACAUUGCCGAUCAUUAAUCCCCCACCGGAUAAUCCCUUAAAUAUUUUAAUGAGUCUAGUAAUUUGUUGGCAUUUGAAAUCAUCACAAAUUGAUUCUGAGAAUUUCUUGUUGAACAAUAUAUUUGUUGGUUCAAUGGAUGAGCUGCUUCAUUCAGGUCUUAUCUGUGGUGACAGAUUUACUGCCGAAAACAAGGCAACUUAUGGAAAUUUAGAAUUAAUUAUAUAA